UUUUGAGAUACUUCUAGAUAAUCAGCUGUCAUUCUACCAUAAUGGAUACUCGUGAAAUAGACAAUACGAACUGUCGCUGUCAAAAAUAAUGUAAGGUUAGGUUUAAUCAACGGGCUUCACGGUUGGUUAUGUUUGUUGUACUAAAGACAAAAAUCUGCCGAAAAGCCGGUUAAUUUAUAGUGAAUGUAAAUUUUUGUGGAAGAUUUUUCCUUGUAUUUAUAGAUGUUCACUCCCAAAUUUAAUCGAAAAGUGAAACAUUACAACACAAAGGAAUUUGCAAAAGAGCGGUAUGAUUUUUUGAAACAAUUGAUACAUGAGUAUACCACAACUGCUUCACAUGAAUGUAGGAAACAAACACUAGCGAACCUUGCAAACUUUGCAUAUGAUCCAAUAAAUUAUGAAUUCAUGAAACAAUUACAUUUGGUUGACCUUUUUAUCUCUGAGCUUUCAAAUGAUAAUUGUGAUUUAGUUCAUUUUGCUCUCUCUGGAAUUUGUAACAUAUCAUGUGAUCCAGAAAGCAGAGAGUACAUCAUCUGCAUGAAUGGUGUAAAUCGCAUUUCUGAACUUCUGCUCCAUAAACACGAAGACAUUGCUCUAAAUGCUUUGACAACACUGUACUAUCUCUUUGAAUCAAAGAAUGUAACAAUACCACAAGACAUUAAAAGAAAAGUUCAGCAGUAUGCAAUGAGCUGUAAUCCUCGUUAUAAGAACCUCGGUUCAAUUUUUUUGGAUACCUAUCGCCUUUUAGAACAAUGAACAUGGUCGGAAUUUCACAAAGAGCUUUUUCAAGGCUUAAGGUUGGACAAGUAGUCUCUAUAUCAAGAAAAAUAACUCAAAACGAUAUAGACACUUUCACGAAACUCAGUGGUGAUACAAAUCCAAUCCACUCGAGUGGCGGAAAGGAAACAGCUUUAGUUCACGGUGCCUUUUUGAACGCUUUGGUGUCUGCAGUUAUUGGAACAAAAUUGCCUGGUCCCGGAACCAUAGUUGUACAACAGACUUUGAACUUUCCCAACAAGUGCUAUGCAGAUGAAAGUGUAACAGUCAAGGUGAAAUUGGCUGAUCUCAGGAAAAUCAUAACAGUGGAUUUUAGUUGUGAAGUCGAAGAACAGAACAAGGUCGUGUUGCAUGGACAGGCCAAACUAAUACAUAAGUGAUGUGAUAUGUAUGUUUCAUAUAAAUUGUGAAUAGUUUGUAUUCAAAGUCGAAUAUUUGUUGAUACUUGCUAAUAAAGCUGAUAUACAUGUAAUUAGGAAGUUGAAAUAUAAGGAAGUCACGACAUUUUCUGUAUUAAGGUGCUGUAGCCGCGUCGAGGUUCGGUUGUGACGUCACCUGACAUAGUCUGAGGUUUGUCUGGAAAAUACGUAUAAAAAAUUCGGGGCGUUGUGGAGGGGUGGCCCAGUGGUUCCUCUCUCUAUGCAUUCCCCUCUAUGCUCAGUUUGAGCCGGAGCGCUCUGCGAGUAACUAGGGUUUACAGUAUCGGACAAAAGUAAAGCGACGCUAUAAUAUCCUUG
This is a messenger RNA of Acanthoscelides obtectus, 1514 nucleotides long. NCBI's taxonomy places the organism in Eukaryota, Metazoa, Arthropoda, Insecta, Coleoptera, Chrysomelidae. The record is from the annotation of a GenBank genome assembly.